AUGAACGGAUACCAGCUCCCGUUCGUCGUCCACUGCGUUUUCUGCGGGUGGUUUAUCGCUGAUAAAGCUGGCUCUGUUUCGUGGAUGAAUCAGUUUCGCGGUCUAUGCCGAAGCCGAGAGGAGGGUGUUCAUGUGACCGGCGUCGGCCUCUACUCCGAUCCGCAGUUGGGCCGCUUCAUCGCGCCUCAAAAUGUUGAUGCUCGGUGGUGCGACCCUGGCUAUGCAAAUCCGGACCUAGAUCAAUUUGGGGUAUUGUUCCGGGGCGAGUGGCUCGAAAUCAACGGGAAACGUGGCCACGUCUUCCACGAUGCCUGCUGGUCUCUCGUGAAACAGGCAUAUCAUCCGACCCAGGUCCCUUGUGAGAGACUAUUCGAGGUUUUAGACUCCCUGAUCAUGACAGACUCAAUGUGUCCAAGCUUGGACUGGGGCCACGACUACGGAGGACUUCAAGGAUUUCUUGAGGACCAAAUUCACGAUUGGGAGACACAGGUCGAUGACGGCAAUUAUCUAACACCAUACGACGGUAUUGAAGACGUUCUUCAAACACCGGCAUAUUACAACGUUAACCCCUUAGCUACUUCCGAGGUGGAAGCAAUUCUGACCGAAACUCCACAAGCGCCGCCUUCUCGGGUCCCGUUACUGCCCACCGAAUCAUCAUCACCCGGCCGGGAUCCAUUCGCCUCACUUCCCGUGGAGUUGCGCUCCGCUAUCGCGACCUACCUCUCAACUCCAGACACCCUGAACACACGCCGCGCAUCGCCGUCAUUCUGGUUUAUCUUCGACAGCCAACAAUUCUGGGCAUCUCGGUUCAGGGGAAAGGCCUCGGAACGCUCAUGGCUCUUUGAAGCAGUCUCGGGUUCCGAAACCCGUGGCGUCGUUGGACACAGAGAUUGGCGUGGACUGUACCAGCGUACGGCCGAUGCCGGCCUAGCUGAGGGCACACGAAACAGGAAGCGGAUUUGGGGCCUUAUUAUACAACACGUGGUGGACGUUUUGGCGCUCUCUUGGAACGAACUGCCUCACGAGGUGCCACUUCCCUGGCAUAUCCCGCCUCUCCCAGAAGAACAUGGGAGCCCCGAGCAGUCAUGGAUUACGGCUGCGGGGUGUCUACCGCUAGAUACAAAAUAUCACGGACCCUGUAAAGGUUCCAAAGUCCAAGGGGUGGCCAUUCCGACGAAUGAUAUCUCACGGGUCGCUGUCUCCACUGUCCUCUUCGGCGGAAACGGAUACAUCUGCGGCUUGUCCCUCACUGCUACCAACGACGAAGUGAUCCAAUUGGGUUACAGCCUCGCUGGCAGCGAGCAUUCCUUGCAACUCCAUGGCGCGGCAUUGAUGGGCUUUAACCUUGCCGUCGGCGUGGGUGGCAUCCAAGCCCUGCAGUGCGUCAGUGGCAGUAAUGCGAGGAAGCACCUGUCUGCUUGGAUCGGAUUUACCGAUGGCGUACCUAUAACAGAACGACUGGGCCGAGUCACGACGAGCGGGGAGACUAUGGCUUUGAAGCUCGAGUUUGACGCGAUGAUGACUCAAAUGCUUGAGGCUCAAAAGAAUUAUUAUGAGAAAAAGCUAGCUGAGAAAUCGACAAAGCGACAGAAGACCACGUUUGAGAAAGUUCCAGAGCUCAAGAAAAAGGAGGACUUCUUGACAUGGCGUGACAAGUUGCUCACGUCGCUGAAGAGCGCAGGGCUGGAAGCCCACAUCCUUACCGGCGUGCCGGAACCGGCAGAUGACGACGAGAAGCGCCAGUGGCGAUACGACCGGAUCGACGUUGACAACCUCAUCCAGAGCACAAUUGCGGAUAUCAACGUGUGGACUUUGUUGCGAGGACAAGGCUGGAAGGUUACCGACCAGGAUCCGAAAUCGACAUUUGACCAUCUGACACAGCACUUCGAUAAGUACACCCACAAAGCGACAUACGACAUUGCACGGGAGUUCUUCAAUAUCAGGCGUGGCGACUAUGACAAGUUCACCACAUUUCAGAUUCGGCUCAACUAUCUGUAUCAGCGGAUAAAUGAGACUGACUACAAGAUGCAAGAGUCAGCGGCAACCUUGAACGCCAUCCAGGCGAUUUCCGACGCCUACCCGGAUCUGUAUACCAGGUCGAUGACGAAUCUUCGAAACAACAAGUUGUCGUGGGCGGAUUUGAUGCUGGAAUUCAACGAACUGGCAUCCCAGGAGGCGACCCAGCCGGCAUUGAGCAACGUCAAAUACGGCAAGGACAAGACUAAGAAGGUAGAAGGAGAUGCCACAUCGUCGUCGUCAAACACUCGGUCGACUUCGAUGACCAACAAGAAUAACGAGAGACAGAACUCCUGGAAGUCGAAAAACCAGAGGGUUGACUGCAAGGAAUGCGACAAGGACAUUUACACUGGACAGGCGCAUUGCGGAGGCUGUGGCUUCCACUACCCGAAGGCAUUAAUCUGCUGGUGGUGCAAUCCGGAACAGGCCCCGGAAAACUGGCCGAAGAGAGACAGUGCCCUCAAGGCGAAGGCAACGAAAACCUCCUCGUCGACAUCGACAUCGUUGACUAAAUCGUCGUCGGCAUCUUCGUCGACAACGGGCCCUCUUCAUCAACAGUCUGGAAGCCUCCUGAUGGAGUUGUACGAUUAUCGAGGCGUACCAGCUGUCAGAGAUGCACUGCCGACCUCAACCAACAGAGGAAACCAACCGAAACCAGAGAUGGCGUCAGUCCCAUACCGCAAGAUGCACAGAAGGCUAAUGCAUGCCGGCAAAUCAGUUGUUGAAGAAGCAUGUCGGCGUGCAGGCAUCGAAUUGACCGCCAAACAAGAUCACUUUUGCGAAGGCUGUACAAUGGGAAAGAUGACGGACGAACUGGGCAAAUCAGCCCCCAUCCAAGGCGAUAAUCCACUUGACUUCAUUCGUGUCGACACGGUUACUCAUGAAAAACCGGGAGCGUUGGGAUAUAAAUACAGCGUUCACAUCAUUGACAUCGACACGAACUUCCACUGGGUCAAAUACACCAGCACAAAGGGUCAGAUCUUCGACCUGUUGAAGGACUGGGUGGUCAUGGUUCACACCCAGACAGGUCGUUGGGUGAAGAUGAUCGGCAUUGAUGGCGGCACCGAAUUCGGACAAUCGCCUAUUCCAUUCGUUGACGAUAAGUUCAAGAGGUGGGCGAGGGAGAAAGGCAUUGUGGUCCUUCAGACCCCUCCACACACGCCGUGGAUGAACGGCAAAGUUGAACGCGCGGCGAGGGAGGUUCUGGAUAAGACGCGCGCGACGAUGAUUGCGUAUCAGAUUCCAGAACACCUCUGGACCUUCGUGAUGGAAUCAGUCGUUCAAGUCAAAAACGUACUGCCCACGAAUGCGAAUACGGGCAACAGGUGCCCACAAGAGGCCUUUGCGAAAGGUGUCGGUAUGCCAAAGUCGACAUGGACGCCACACAUCACCCACUUUCGAGCCUACUUUUGCGAGGCGUAUUACUACGUCAAACCGAAAUACCGGGUCCAAUCCGACAAGUUUGCCGCGCGCGCCGAGAAAGGACGCCUGAUCGGUUACGCUGACCUGCAUGGCAAAAUAUACUGGAUUUGGAAUCCGAAGACCGGGAAGAUCAUUCGCGCCAGCGCAGUCAAGUUCAACGAAGGCCCAGACUUUGUUCCUGACGAAGAUGUCGGAACGGAUGUCGAAUACGAAGCGGUUUUUACCGACACGACAACGCAAGAAGAAGAAGAAGCGGUCGUGGAAAAACAAGACUGGGUGACAAUUACCCAUCCGGAUCAAACAACAACAACGAUUAGCCUUCAGGGGGGGGAUUCCACUGCGACAGAAAAUGAACUGCCCGCAAUCGAGAACGAACCUCAACAGAGCGACGAAACAACGGAAAUGCAGAAAGAAAAACAUGUCGCUCAAUUACCGACUCCAGAGGCCACUCCAGAACCAACGCUUGAUGCGGAGGAUCGCAUGGAGAUUGGGAGAGAUCUUCCAGUGCCAAUUAACCAUUUGUCGCCAGGAAUUGGCAAUUUGGUGACCGACGAACCCGGAACAGUGGCACCGACUACGUUGUCGACCCGCCCGCGGCGCCAAAAGGCUAAAUACGGUACCGGCACAGAGGAAGGUUAUUAUGCUAAAUUGAGCAGGGGUGAAUUGCCGGGACAGUCGUUUUAUGCGGCGCACCUGGAUAUCCCUGAACCCGACGAACCAACAAUUGGCAUGGCGCUUUCAAGUGUGAAGGUCGAGAACGACAUUGCGCAAUACCUGCAACCCCAAAUACCGAAGAACCAUCGACAGGCGAAACGCCUUGAGAACUACAAGGAUUACUGGCUCAAGGCGAUGUUGAAACAAGAUGCCAGCUUGCGCGACAAAGAAGUCUACGAAUUGAUUCCGAAACGCCCAGGCAUGACGAUUUUGCCGAGCAAAUGGGUAUUUGACGAAAAAAUGAAUCCGUCAACGGGAACAACAGAUCCACGCGCAAGAUGGGUUGUUUGUGGCAAUUUCGACAAAGACUCUUGGAAUAGUGAAGACGUUUUUGCCGCCGUCGUCAACAGCGUUUCAGUCCGUACAUUUCUUGCUGUCGUCGCAGUGCGAGACUUGGAAUGCCUGCAAUACGACUUCAUAACAGCGUUCUUGAACACGCUGAUUCCGAAGGGCAUCGACUAUUACGUUGAGCCCCCAGAAGGUUUGGACAUUCCGCCUGACAUGGUUUGCAGGUUGAGAAAGGCACUUUACGGCCUGCGGAAAAGUCCACAAUACUGGUUCAACACGGUCAAACCUUUACUCGAAGAAAGAGGCUUCAAGGCACUCGAAACAGAUGCCUGUUUGUUUCGACACAAACGCUACGACAUUCUUCUGGUGCUUUACGUCGACGAUCUUUUGAUUGCGGCGCCCUCGACCGCCAUGAUCCACACGGUCCGCGACGAAAUUAUCAAGCAGUUCGAAUUGAAAGAACUCGGCCCGGUGAAACGGUUCCUGGGCUUCGACAUCGUCCGCGAUCGCAAACAAAAGAAGAUCUUCGUAUCACAAGAAAGCUACACACGGGCAUUACUGGCAAAGAGAGAAAUGUCAGACUGCCAUCCGACGCCAACACCGUGGCCCAGUAAAAUGGAAUUGCCGGCGACAUGGGAACCAGUGAUGAAACGCCAGAAGGCGUAUAUCAAAGAUACCGGCUCCCUCAAUUGGCUUGCGUGUGGUACAAGACCCGACAUCGCGUAUACCGUUUCGAGGCUGGCGGAGGCCAACGCUGGCCCAUCACAAGCGCACCUGGACCUACUUAAGCAUGUGUUUCGAUAUCUGAAAGGCACAACGGAUCUCGGCAUUGAGUUCGGCGGCGACGAAAUUAGCUGCGACGACAUGCGAAUGAUGGCGUUUGCGGAUGCAUCGCUAGCCGACCGACUACCAUCACGACAAUCGACAGGAGGCCAUUCGGUCUUCCUUGCCGGGGCACCAGUACUCUGGAAGUCAAAGAAACAACCUUUCGUCGCAUUGAGUACGACGGAAGCCGAAUUUACCAACUUGACACCCACCGCAUUGUCGACAAUGUGGGUGUCGCAGAUCUUGAAGGACUGUGGCAUUCCACAGAAGAUACCGACAGUGAUUUUUACGGACAGCAACAACGCGUACAAAACGGUACUUAACCCGAUGAACAGAGCGCGCACACGGACGAUUGAUAUCCGCUACAAGUGGAUAAUUGAGAAGGUUCAGAAAGGAGAGUUGAGUGUCAACCAUUUGCCCGGGGCACAGAUGCCAGCCGACGGUUUGACAAAGCCGUUAUCGAAGGAGAAACACGCGGCAUUUGUGGGGAUGAUGGGCAUGAGAGCGAAGAAGAUUCCGUGGGCGAAGUAA
Messenger RNA from Chaetomium globosum CBS 148.51, 5796 nucleotides. RefSeq lists its product as uncharacterized. Gene Ontology annotation, biological process: DNA integration. Lineage: Eukaryota; Fungi; Ascomycota; Sordariomycetes; Sordariales; Chaetomiaceae. Gene Ontology annotation, molecular function: nucleic acid binding; protein binding. The coding region runs from base 1 to 5796 and encodes 1931 amino acids. The record is from RefSeq and is a predicted model, not a curated record. The transcript is spliced from 4 exons.